AUUGCUACACACAUAACAAUAAGAUUAGGCAUUUUACCAUAGUGUUAAUGUGAAGUUAGAAUAAACUCCAAAUGAAUCGUCUUUUAAAAGGUUUUUGCUAACAGUAUUAAUUUCUACGUUAUUAAACUGGACUUAAAUUUGAUUGUACUUUUGUUGAUGCGAAAUAAGUUGCUGCAAAAUAAAUGUUAAGAUUUCUAACAUAAGAUUAAUAAAUAAUGAAAACAAAUUGAAACUACAGAUGUGAUCAAUAAGCUUAUCAAAAUAGAAUUAUUAUACUUUUGCGAACUAAUAGCUUUUUGACAUACGAGUUAACCCUUUAUUGAAGAAUCAAACAUUGGCUUUGUGCUGCAUUAAUUAAUUAUGAGUGUCAUCGGUCGUAAGCACGAUUAUCCAACUGUGAAAAACUCGGGUUCAACCAUAUAACUAAGCUAACACCGUCAGAAUGGAAGAGGCUUAGAUAAGUUUUUGAUCAGACGGGAGUAACGUCGAUUUUGUGAAAAUAAAGAAAUAUAUCGGAAUGUUUCAUCACGGGUGGAUUUUUAGAAUAAGAGCGAAAUAUCAUGUGUUGAUGUUUGUGGCUGUAAGCUUAUUAUUCGCACGUGUGGCUUGCCGUAAUCCAAAAGGAUCGUUAAUGACUCGAAAACGGCCAGUGCUAGACAUUCAUCGAAAUUUAGGAAAUCCUCCAAACAAAAUGCCUACACGGGAACAAACAACACGGCCAUCUGUUUGUUAUCUGCCUACGCCCGAUCGAUCAUUUUCUGAUCGAAAGCAAUACAGGUCUAUACUAUUGCCGAAUGGGCUCCAUGCCCUUUUAAUCGCAGAUUCAACUGAUCUAAUGGUUUCACGGUCUAAAAACUACGAAAAUUUUGAACAAACUACGAGCAGUACUUCAUCUGAUGAUGAAGAUUCAAAAGGAUCUGAGGAUAACGAACGGUUGGUUAAUAAAGUGAAUGUCUAUUGCGACUCGGAUGAUGAUAGUGACAGUAGUGUUAAUGAUUCUUUUAUAACGAGUGAACAUGAAGGUGAAAAAUUAGCUGCUGCUGCCCUUUGUGUAGGAGUAGGUUCGUUCAGCGAUCCGCGCCACGUGCAAGGCCUAGCGCAUUUUUUAGAACACAUGAUUUUUAUGGGAAGCAAAAAGUACCCGCGGGAAAAUGAAUACGAUUCCUUUAUCAGUAAAUGCGGUGGUUUUGACAAUGCAGUAACGGAUUUGGAAGAAACCACAUUUUAUUUUGAAAUAGAUGAAGCGCAUUUAGAUGGAGCUUUGGAUCGUUUUGCUAGUCUAUUUACUGAACCGUUAAUGCUUCGCGAUUCCGUUUGCCGUGAACGUGAUGCCGUUGAAAGCGAGUUUCAAACAAACAAGAAUCGUUUUACUCCGGCUCGCGAACAAUUGAUAGCAUCACUCGGUAAUGAUGAUCAUCCAAUAAGUUUAUUUUCUUGGGGAAAUUUAAAAACUUUAAAAAAUAACAUAUCAGAUGACGAAUUGUAUAAGGAACUCCAUAAAUUUCAAAGGCAACACUAUUCAGCUCAUCGUAUGCACUUUGCUGUACAAGCGCGCAUGAGCCUUGACGAGCUCGAAUCCCUAACUGUGAAGCAUUUUUCAAGCAUACCUUCCAACCAACUACCAGCUAAUAACUUGUCAGCAUUGUUUAACGAAAAAAAUGCUUUUCGGGAUGAAUUCUACCGAAAACUUUUGAUUGUGAAACCAGUCUCAGAUGUGUGUCAACUAGACAUAACGUGGUGUUUACCACCUAGCAUAAAAGAUUACCACGUGAAACCAAUUGAUUACAUUUCCUAUAUUAUGGGCUAUGAGGGUAAAAAUAGUUUAACGAGUUAUCUACGUAAGCAUUCAUUGGCCCUAGAUGUACAAACUGGAGCAAAUUUUGGAUUUGAAAAAAAUUCGCUUUACACGCUGUUCGGAGUAUCCAUCACUAUGACCGAUCGUGGAUUAGAAAAUGUCGAGCAAAUUUUAAAAGCUGUAUACUCGUUUGUACGAUUGCUAAAGCGCGAGGGACCUGUUGAAUGGAUUUACAAAGAACUGCAAGAAUUGGAAGCAACAUCUUUUCGAUACCGUAAAGAAAAAGAAGCUAGUGAUAAUGUGGAAGAAUUAGUUGUCAACAUGCGUUAUUAUCCUUCUGAACAUAUUAUCACUGGCUCAGAAUUAUAUUUCAAAUACGACCCGAACGAGAUAUGGACGGUUAUCAACAACCUAAACAAGCCACAGUUUAAUCUGAUGAUAUCGUCUACAAAACCUUAUAGAAAUGUAACUUACAAUCGUACUGAGGCUUGGUUUGGAACGGAAUAUGUCGAGUUAGAUGUUCCAAAAGAAUGGCAACUUUUAUGGGAAUUGGCGGAACCAAUGCCAGAAAUACAAAUUCAAGAGAAAAACCAAUAUAUUUCGACCAAUUUUACGAUAUUAGCGGAUGUAACAGAAAAUUUAGAGGUUCCACCUCACCCAGAGAAGAUUUUCGAAAACGAUUUAUGUGAACUAUGGUUCCGCCAAGAUAAUAAAUUCCGGCUUCCUUCAGCACUAAUGUAUUUUUACAUAAUUUCUCCGCUACCAUUCAAUAAUCCUAGCAGUUCCGCUUUGGCUGGAUUGUUUGCCUCGAUUAUUAAAUAUCAAAUAGCAGAAGAACUCUAUCCAGCCGAAGUGGCGGGAUUGAAUUAUGAACUAUACUCGGCAGAGAAAGGAUUUGUGUUGAAGAUUGAUGGAUACAAUGAAAAAUUACCCAUCAUAGCAGACGAAAUAUCUGCUUCAAUGGGACGAUUUGCAGAAAUAUUUAAAGAUAGUAUUUUUGAUGUGAUCAAAGAUAAACUAGAAAAAAUGUACUAUAACGAAGUGAUGAAACCUAACAAGCUGAACAGAGAUGUUCGUUUAAAGCUUGUUCAAUUAAAUCAUUGGUCAACGUGGGAAAAGUUUGAGCAUCUUAAACAUUUUACAAUCAAUGAUGUACGUCAGUUUGGAAAAGAUUUCUUCAAAAACUUCAAAAUUCAAGCGCUAAUACAGGGUAAUAUUGAGAAAGAAACUGCUAAACAAGUGAUAGAUAAAGUCUUGAGCAACCUUAAUGGAUCGCCGAUUGGAGAUAUCAAAACCGUUGAAUCGAAGGCACGUGAAAUACCUAUCGGGGAUAAUUAUCUGCGAGUUUCCAAUUUUCGAGAAAAUGAUAUAAAUACUGUAACUACGACUUUCUACCAAGCGGGGCCUGUCACUCCGUUCCUACAUGCGUGUCUAGAGCUGCUAGUUUCGUUAUUAGAGGAGCCAUUAUUUGACAUGUUACGUACGAAGGAGCAACUGGGAUACGAUGUGUCGACUACACUGCGCGAUAAUGCUGGAAUAUUGGGAUUAUCUUUUACAAUUCAUUCACAAGAAAACAAAUUUAAUUAUCAAUACAUAGACGAAAGGAUUGAAAUAUUUAAUCAAAACUUUUUAGAACUAUUGCAUAAAAUGACAGACAUAGACUUUGAGCUAGUGAAAACAUCUCUUAAGCAUAGGAAACAAGUCGUAGAUACUGAUCUGAAAAAUGAAGCCUCUCGUCAUUGGGGUGAAAUCACAACAGAAGAGUAUAUAUUCAAUAGAAACAGCUUAGAAGUACAAGAAAUUAUAAAAUUGUCAAAAACUGACGUUUUACGUCUAUUUCAAACACUUGUAAUGGAUUCAACCACUAGGAGGAAACUAUGUGUACAGGUCGUUGGUAAUAAUGAUAAAAUAACGAACAAUACCGCACUAACUUACAGCAAUAUUGAUACGAAGAGAGCUGCGGGCUUUCAAUUAAAUUACAUUCAUCACGAGGAACCUUUAAAAGACGAUUGCCGGUACAUAGGUGAUAUCGAAAGCUUUACGAAACAACUAAAAGUGUAUAAUAUGGUUAAAAUGGAUUUUUCCACGGGGAAUUGAAAUUUAUUACACAGAAAUUUUCACAAUGAUUUGUUGAAUUGUUUUCCAUGUUUUUCAGCUUGUUGACGACGGUGCUGCUGAAUAUAAUUGUUGAAGUUUAUUUCUUC
Messenger RNA from Anopheles arabiensis, 3999 nucleotides. Its product is annotated as nardilysin-like. Gene Ontology annotation, molecular function: metalloendopeptidase activity; metal ion binding. NCBI's taxonomy places the organism in Eukaryota, Metazoa, Arthropoda, Insecta, Diptera, Culicidae. The record is from RefSeq and is a predicted model, not a curated record. The coding region runs from base 518 to 3892 and encodes 1124 amino acids. The transcript is spliced from 11 exons. Gene Ontology annotation, biological process: proteolysis.